CUUAAAAAUUUCGAGUUUUACUAAGCCGAAUAGCGAGGAAAUGGAAUUAAGUCGCUCAGCAAAGGCAAUGGAGAUUCGUUUGUGUAUGUUCGUUGCUGAGCACAAUUUGCCAUUUACUGCUUUGGACCAUUUGGCAAAAUGUAUUAAAACGGUAAAAGAUUCACGCAUAAUUUCAAACCUGAGCAUAAAUAGACAUAAGGGUCAAAAUAUUAUAAAGUCAGUCACUGGUCCUGAAAACUGCAGACAAAUUUCUGAAAUAACAAAACAACCAUAUUACUCCGUGAUCAUUGAUGAAAGCACUGACAUUUCUAUGGACAAAAACUUAGCAGUUAUUAUUAGAGUUUUUACGAACAAAUGUAGAGAUAGAUUUUUGGACUUUGUUCAAGUGUCUGAUUCUUCUUCCGCCGGAAUGUUCAAUGCCCUUUUAAAAGUUUUGAAUGAUCAUGAUAUUCCGUUGAGCAAUCUAUUGGGAUUUACGGCAGAUAACUGCGGUGUCAUGAUGGGCAAACGAAAUGGCGUCCAAGCAAAAUUAAAAGAAAUUUGCCCUAAAAUCUUUGUUAUUGGCGAUGUAUGCCACAACCUUAAUCUAUCGUCCGAGGCAGCUGCAUCAGUUCUUCCACAAGAAAUAGAAAAGUUAAUUCGCUCUAUAAAUCACCACUUCUGUCAUAGCGCUAGUAGAAAAAUAGAGUUUGAAAAUUUUCAAGAAGAUUUUGGAAGUGCGGUUCAUAAGAUUUUGCGAUUUAGUUCAACACGAUGGCUUUCGCGGCAGAUUGUAGUUGAACGGAUAUUGGAGAAGUGGAGUACUUUACAAUAUUUAUGCAAUUUCGAAGCAGGAUUUGGCAAUGAAAGUAAUAAGUUUAUUGCAAGUACCCUUUCAGAUUCUAAUAUAAAACUGUACUUCUAUUUCUUGUCGUACGUUCUUAAAGUUAUAAACACUGUUAACAUAGAAAUGCAAGCGGAAGAGUCACACAUUCAUGUUUUAUAUCCCCGCUUGACAUUUCUUUUUAAUCAAAUAUGCCGCAAUUUUAUAGCGAAAGAAAAUAUUUGUACCAAUUCAAUAUAUUCAUUGAAUUUAGCCAACCACAUACCUAUUGAAAACAUUUUUUGUGGAACGGAAACUGAGCUGUUUUACACUGACCAAAACCUAACAGCAUCGGAAAUUUUUCAAUUUAAAAAUAACAUUUUGAAAUUUUAUAUUAAAUUUUGCGAUGAUUUAAGAAAAAGAAUAGAUUUUAAUAAUGAAAUUUUAAAACUCUUACCGUCAAUUGCGCCGAAGGAAGUACUAUCUGGUAAUAUUAAUAGCAUUUUACCACUGAUUUUAAAAUUGUUUCCCGAAACUGAAUUAAAAAAAAGCUGAACAAAUUAACACCGAGUAUCGAGCAUUAGCCGAUUAUGCAGAAAUUAAAAAAUCGAAAACCUUCCUGUAUCUGAAUUUUGGACUGAAGUCGGCAGAAUAAAAAAUGAACUAAAUCAGCCAGUAUUUUCAAAUAUAUUUCGCGUUGUUCAGGGUUUGCUUGCUUUACCACACUCCUCUGCUUGUAUUGAGAGAAUUUUUUCAAUUCAGAACCUAGUUAAAACAAAGUGUAGAAAUAAACUGGCGCUAGGCACAUGUGCCGCAUUAAUACAAACAAAGGACUUAAUUAGAUGCAAUGAAAGUUCUUGUUUUGAUUUGAAAGUGGAGACUUUACUCGGCUACCGUCUUCAAAAUAAAAACCUUAAUGAAAAUGAAUUAAUUGACUAAGUUCUAUACCGAAAAAAAUAUGCACCAGCU
Molecule: messenger RNA, 1771 nt
Organism: Rhagoletis zephyria (snowberry fruit fly)
Lineage: Eukaryota; Metazoa; Arthropoda; Insecta; Diptera; Tephritidae
Source: RefSeq, a predicted model, not a curated record